GAUGAGGAUUGCUGGAUGAAGGGCAACCCCAGGACUCUGAGCCAGAUGUCAGAGAAAAGUUAGAUUUCUUUGUGAGCAGCUUACACAGCAUCCACAAGUGCUCUUCCCCUUUGUGGCUCCUGGAGGUGCUGAGAUCCUUGUGCCGACAUGGCAUUUAGGAGGACAGAGGGAAUGUCCAUCAUCCAGGCCUUGGCAAUGACAGUGGCAGAGAUCCCCGUGUUUGUUUACACAACAUUUGGGCAGUCUGUCUUCUCUCAGCUGCGGCUCUCUCCAGGCCUGCGUAAGGUGCUGUUUGCUACAGCUCUCGGGACAGUUGCGUUGGCUCUUGCAGCUCAUCAGCUGAAGCGUCGUCGUCGUCGAAAGAAGCAGAUUGCUCCAGAGAAGUGUGGCUUUAAGCCUGGAGGGAUCACAGUGCCCAUCUUGCCAAGCAGAAGGGUCUCCUCUGUGAAGAAAGGAUACUCCAGCAAGAGAGUCCAGAGUCCUGGCAGCAAGAGCAAUGACACGCUCAGCGGGAUUUCCUCCAUCGAACCCAGCAAACAUUCCAGUUCAUCCCACAGCCUCGCCUCGAUGGUAGCAGUCAACUCUUCGAGUCCAACACCGUGGGAGGCUCAGGCAAUGGGGGAUGCUGGAGGCAUUGGUGAUUCCAGUGCAGAAAGCCUCUACUUUCAAGGUAUGGAGCUAUUUGAGGAGGCCCUGCAGAAGUGGGAGCAAGCACUGACCAUCAGGCAGAGGGACAGUGCCAGUACCAGCACCCCCGUGCCCUGGGACAGCAAGAAACAGCAAGAGAGCAUGUCUGAGAACAUCCCAGAGGAGGAGUCUCAGAAAAGGGAGUUUGCUGAGAAGCUGGAGUCCCUCUUGCACCGAGCCUACCACCUCCAGGAAGAGUUUGGGACUUCGUUUCCAUCAGACAGCAUGCUGCUGGAUCUGGAGAAGACUUUAAUGCUUCCGUUGACGGAUGGGUCAUUGCGGCUUCGGACGGAUGAUGAAGACAGCUCCACUUCCGAGGACUCUUUCUUCUCUGCAGCAGAGCUCUUUGACUCUCUCCACUUUGAGGAAAUGCCAUUCCACCUCUCUAAGCCAGUAGCGGCAUAUGAAGAAGCUCUGCAGUUAGUGAAAGAAGGGAAGGUUGCAUGCCGGACGCUGAGGACAGAGCUCCUUGGCUGCUACAGUGACCAGGAUUUCCUCGCGAAGCUGCAUUGUGUCAGGCAGGCCUUCCAGGAGCUGCUGGAAGAUGAAAGCAAUCAACUGUUUUUUGGGGAGGUUGGGAAGCAAAUGGUCAUAGGACUGAUGACAAAAGCUGAAAAGAAUCCCAAAGCUUUUCUGGAAAGCUACGAGGAGAUGCUGAAUUAUGCACUGAAGCAAGAGACCUGGCCGACCACUCAGCAGGAGCUGGAGGGAAGAGGGGUGGUGUGCAUGAGUUUCUUUGACAUUGUGCUGGACUUCAUCCUCAUGGAUGCUUUUGAGGAUCUGGAGAACCCCCCCUCUUCUGUGCUGGCUGUUCUGCGCAACCGAUGGCUCUCCGACAGCUUCAAGGAGACGGCUCUAGCAACUGCCUGUUGGUCAGUUCUGAAAGCAAAAAGGAGGCUUCUGAUGGUACCAGAUGGCUUUAUCUCUCAUUUCUACUCCGUAUCGGAGCAUGUCAGUCCUGUUCUAGCCUUUGGUUUUCUGGGGCCCAAGCAGCAGCUAGCCGAAGUCUGCAGUUUCUUCAAGCACCAGAUAGUACAAUAUCUGAAGGACAUGUUUGAUUUUGACAAUGUGAGAUACACAACGGUGCAGUCGCUGGCAGAAGACAUUUUGCAGCUGUCACGGCGGCGCAGCGAGAUCCUCUUGGGAUAUCUGGGCACCGAGACUUCCCCUGAGAUGAACGGCUCGCUUCCUGGUGAAAAUGAGCCACUGAAGGAGCUCAUCUGA
Messenger RNA from Mesitornis unicolor (brown roatelo), 1911 nucleotides. RefSeq names its product family with sequence similarity 73, member B (gene MIGA2). Lineage: Eukaryota; Metazoa; Chordata; Aves; Mesitornithiformes; Mesitornithidae. The record is from RefSeq and is a predicted model, not a curated record. Gene Ontology annotation, biological process: mitochondrial fusion.